Molecule: messenger RNA, 1877 nt
Organism: Gadus macrocephalus (Pacific cod)
Lineage: Eukaryota; Metazoa; Chordata; Actinopteri; Gadiformes; Gadidae
Gene: fah
Product: fumarylacetoacetate hydrolase (fumarylacetoacetase)
Exons: 14
Coding region: 19-1359 (446 amino acids)
Biological process (GO): L-tyrosine catabolic process; L-phenylalanine catabolic process; homogentisate catabolic process
Molecular function (GO): fumarylacetoacetase activity
Source: RefSeq, a predicted model, not a curated record
AGGAGGCGGGACAGUUCAAUGGACCUGGCGAACAUAUGGAAGUGGUUACUGACGCUGUUGCUUGCUCUGGAAAGUCUACCGGAAUACAACUGCCAUUUGAAAAUGUCUUUUAUAAAAGUAGUCGAAAAGUCCGAUUUCUCCUAUUACAAUCUUCCCUAUGGGAUAUUCUCCACUGCAGAUAACCCGAGGCAUCGCAUCGGGGUGGCCAUUGGAGAUCAGAUAUUAGACCUGAGUGUGAUCAAGUCCCUGUUCACAGGACCUAGUCUUUCCAAACACCAGGAGGUCUUUGAUCAGACGACGCUGAAUGGCUUCAUGGGCCUGGGCUACAAUGCGUGGAAGGAGGCCAGGAGGACUCUGCAGGUUCUGCUCUCAGCCAACGAGACCACGCUGAGGGAUGACGUCACCAUGCGUUCCAGAGCGUUUGUGCCACAGAGUUCAGCCCGUAUGCAUCUUCCUGCAGAGAUCGGUGACUACACAGACUUCUACUCUUCCAAGGACCAUGCCACCAACGUUGGCAUCAUGUUCAGAGGGAAGGAGAAUGCCCUGAUGCCAAACUGGCUACGUCUUCCUGUUGGUUACCAUGGUAGAGCGUCCUCCGUGGUGGUCUCAGAGACCCCCAUACGGAGACCCUCUGGGCAGAUGAGACCCGACCAAAGCAAACCCCCGGUGUUCGGUGCCUCCAAGCAGCUGGACAUUGAGCUGGAAAUGGCGUUCUUCGUCGGCAAGGGGAACCCUCUGGGCGAGCCCAUUCCCAUUGAGAAGGCCCAUGAGCACAUCUUUGGAAUGGUGCUCAUGAAUGACUGGAGUGCUCGGGACAUCCAGGCGUGGGAGUACGUCCCACUGGGGCCCUUCCUGGGGAAGAACUUCGGGACCACCAUCUCCCCCUGGGUGGUCCCCAUGGAGGCCCUCCUCCCCUUUAUCGAGCCCAACGCCGUUCAGGACCCAGAACCCCUCCCCUACCUGCGCCACACUGAUUACUACGCCUUCAACAUUAACCUGUUUGUCUCACUCAAAGGUGAGGACAUGACGGAGGAAGAUACCAUAUGCAAGUCCAACUUCAAGUAUAUGUAUUGGACCAUGAAGCAGCAGCUGGCUCAUCACAGCGUCGGCGGUUGCAACAUGCGACCAGGAGACCUGCUGGCGUCUGGGACCAUCAGCGGACCUGACCCGGAGUCGUUCGGUUCGAUGCUGGAGCUGUCCUGGAGGGGGUCCAAGAACCUGGAGCUCAGCGGGGGACACACCAGAACCUUCCUCCAGGACGGAGACCAGGUCAAGAUCACAGGUUACUGCCAGGGAGACGGAUACCGGGUGGGCUUUGGGACUUGCGUCGGCACCAUUCAGCCGGCGCUGCGACCAUGAAACCACCGUGCGGUCCCCAGAGACGCCCAGCUGUCCACCGUCUGUCCGUCCAUCACGAGCAAAUCAAUCAUCUCACCACUAUUGGCACGGUGCUCCGGCUAACCUGAUUUCGUUCUCCCUCUAUUGGUCCUACUACACAAUGGACGACAAGGGUCAUUAUCUAGUAGGUUUUCAACCAAUCGGAAACGGCAAUUGCACAACGUGUAGUUGGUGCAUAAGUAUAUGAAUUUUGAUGAUUCUUCAAUGAGUCCGCAAAGGGUUUGAGAUCGUUUUUUUUGCCCUGUGGAGACUCAGCCCUUAAAUCAUUUGUGACCGUCUCAUCAAUUAAACUCAGGAGCCCCUUUUGGCCCCUUUAAAAGUGCCUUUAUUCAAAAGGUUGUUACUGAAAUAAAAUGUAAAAAAAGAAAUUACUGAAACUUUUUAACUUUCAAAAAGGGUGCUUUUUCUCGAAGUUCAAGUCGAUGUAACUUCAAUCUGUUUCUUGGCUCGUUAAAUAAAAUACAAUCUUGUAUUUGUAA